AUGUUGAGCGAGGCGCCGGUUUUAGGACAUUACGAUGCGGAUCGGGAACUGGUUGUCACCUGUGACGCGGGACCCUACGGCGUGGGCGCCGUGCUGGCCAUGCGCGGGCGCGCGCGCGGGGCGCCCGACACCGUCAUCGCCUAUGUCUCGCGAGCGCUCACGCCGGCCGAGCGCAACUAUAGUCAAAUACACAAAGAGGCACUUUCUAUUAUAUUUUCAGUAAGAAAGUUUCACCAAUUCCUGUACGGUAGGCGGUUUACGUUGAAGACCGACCACAAGCCACUCGUGAGCAUAUUUGGACCGGGUAAUGGUAUACCCAGUAUGACUGCGAGCCGGUUGCAGCGUUGGGCCUUGAUAUUGUCGGCGUACGAUUUUGAUAUAGAAUACGUAAAAUCGGAUGAUAACACAGCGGACGCUCUUUCGCGACUCAUAGCGGCACACAAGUUGACGGGUUCCGUAGACGAGGACGGUCCGGAACAAACAUAUUUACAUUUUGCGACUGACGCGAUGCUUUUGGAUUAUAAUGCGGUAAGUAAAGAAACUCGUAACGACGUAUUGCUAGGUAGAAUUAUUAGUUAUAUCAGAGACGGCUGGCCCCAAGAUACAGACAUAAAAGAAUUAAAACCCUUUUUCAAUCGUAAAUCGGAAUUAUAUUCAGAGCUUGAUUGCGUCAUGUGGGGUCAUAGGGUAGUGGUGCCAACGGCAUGUCGCGAACGUGUUAUGCGAGAGUUGCACGAUUCGCACAUGGGUAUCGUGAAGACUAAGGCGCUGGCGCGUAGCUAUGUGUGGUGGCCCGGCCUGGACGAGGCCGUGGAGGCCAUGUGCCGCGCUUGCCCCGUGUGUGCCGCGGUGGCAGCGGCGCCCCCGCGCCACGCACCCUGCCCCUGGCCCUACCCCAGUCGUCCUUGGGCUAGGAUUCAUUUAGAUUUCUUAGGUCCAAUAGCUGGAGUUAAGUACUUGGUACUUAUAGAUGCGUAUUCUAAAUGGAUAGAAAUAGCAGAAAUGUCGAGUACAACGGCUAAAAUAUUAAUUAAAAAACUGCGAGAAUACUUUGCUAGGUUCGGCUUGCCUAAACAGAUAGUGAGUGAUAAUGGACCUCCGUUUUCGAGUGAGGAGUUUAGAGCGUUUUGUUCAAAUAAUAAAAUUGAACAAUUGUUUUCAGCACCGUACCAUCCUGCCUCUAAUGGAGCUGCUGAAAAUGCGGUCAAAUUGUGGAAGCGCGUAAUUAAAAAAGCGAUAAUGCAGAAUAUUAAUACAGAGACGGCCUUAAGUAGAUUCCUAUUAAUGUAUCGUAAUACCCCUCAUAAUGCCACGGGCGAGAGUCCAGCUAAGGUUCUUUUAGGUCGAGCGGUGCGUACCCGGUUAGAUUGUCUUAAACCUGAUCGUGAACAGAGGGUUACCGAUCUUCAACGCCGCCAGAGGGAGGCGGCGGGAGGUACGCAGCGAGCAUUCGACGUAGGCGAUUUGGUAUGGUAUAGACGGUACAACGUAGGGAACUCACAGGGCAAAUGGGAAGCUGGGCAGGUUUUGGAGCGGAUAGGGGAAACCGAUUAUACAAUAGCUAGUUCGGUAGGAGUUACACAUCGGCAUAUAAAUCAACUAAGAAAACGCGAUUCAAAUGGUGAAGUCCGGGAGCCUAGACCGCGUAAUAUGGCAUUGAGUUAUCCACCGGCUCAGACACCCUUGUUGAUCCCAACCGGGGAGGCGUCGAGUUCAGGGUCGGCGGAGAGUGUCGAUCGCGAGGUAGACAAUCCGCCAGGGGACGCGCGGGUAGAUCCGGAAUCGAACCCGGAGCUGGCGCAGCGGCCCGACCCAGGUGCCGCCGCUGAGCGCACGCGACCCGAUCGCUUGAGACCUAUUGUGAACCCCCCUAGACGUUUCGGUUUCGAGGACAUCUUUUAG
Molecule: messenger RNA, 1902 nt
Organism: Cydia pomonella (codling moth)
Lineage: Eukaryota; Metazoa; Arthropoda; Insecta; Lepidoptera; Tortricidae
Exons: 1
Coding region: 1-1902 (633 amino acids)
Biological process (GO): DNA integration
Molecular function (GO): nucleic acid binding
Source: RefSeq, a predicted model, not a curated record